Molecule: messenger RNA, 2419 nt
Organism: Lates calcarifer (barramundi perch)
Lineage: Eukaryota; Metazoa; Chordata; Actinopteri; Centropomidae
Gene: ntmt1
Product: N-terminal Xaa-Pro-Lys N-methyltransferase 1
Exons: 4
Coding region: 125-793 (222 amino acids)
Biological process (GO): N-terminal protein amino acid methylation
Cellular component (GO): cytoplasm
Molecular function (GO): N-terminal protein N-methyltransferase activity
Source: RefSeq, a predicted model, not a curated record
CCAAAUAAGGAAAUGACGUCCUCCGUGAGGAGAUGGUCUCAAAUAGAAAACUGAAGUACUGACACCGGGACCGGGUCUAUGAGAGGUAGAUGGGUGGUGGAGCUAGUGCUGGCACAAGACGAGGAUGGGUGACAUAGCACAAGAUGAGGCGAGCUUCUACUCCAAUGCUGAGGACUACUGGAGGGAGGUUCCCCCCACAGUGGACGGCAUGCUGGGAGGCUACGGCAGCAUCUCCAGUAUUGAUAUCAAUGGAUCCAAGGCAUUCUUGCACAAGUUCCUUGGUGAAGGGGAGGGAAAGACGGGCGCAAGCUGUGCUUUGGACUGUGGGGCAGGCAUCGGGAGGAUCACUAAGCGUUUGCUGCUGCCUCUGUUCAGCACUGUGGACCUGGUUGAUGUGACACAGGAGUUCUUGGACAAAGCCAAAACUUACCUAGGAGAGGAGGGCAAGAGAGUGGGGAACUAUUUCUGCAGCGGCCUGCAGGACUUUGUACCAGAGAGUGGACGCUAUGAUGUCAUCUGGAUCCAGUGGGUCAUUGGCCACCUGACAGAUGACCACCUGGUGGAGUUCCUGCGACGCUGCCAGAAAGCCCUGCGGCCCAAUGGCCUCAUCAUCAUCAAGGACAAUGUGUCAUAUGAGGGUGUCGUCCCCGAUGAGGUAGACAGCAGUGUUUGCCGUGACCUGGAAAUAGUUCACAGUCUGGCGAGCAGAGCAGGCCUUCGCAUCGUCCAUGAGGAGCAACAAAUGAACUUCCCAAAGGAGAUCUACCAAGUGCACACACUGGCUCUCAGAUAGAGGACUGUUCCCUCCUCCAUGUGACAGAAAGGAGGAGAGAAGGGGGAAGUAUUUCUAAUGUGGAAAUGGCGUUUCUUGAGUCAGCAAUCUAUUUAUAAUGUUUUUGGGAGUGAUCUGCUGUGUUAUCUGUUUGUGGAGCAUGUGUGUUGCCAACUGCAAGCAUCAGUUCAACAGUUCAAAAAUGUGCUGAUUGCUGUGUCAUCUUUUCUGGCCUCAGGGUACGGUCACAUUACACCUCUGUCUUGUGAAUUGUCACUACUCCUCCCAUACAGGAUGGACAAAUUGAAGCAGCAAGCACAUGUUUCUUCUUGUUUUGUGAUCUCCAGCAGGCUCACAGGUCAGAGGUCACAUUUGUUCAACUUUGGCAGUUGGCAAAUACAAGCUGUGAUGCAGUGAUGAGAAGUCUUUAUUCUAGUGCUGUUACAUCACUAUAUGACAAACCUCAGCAUCACUCUUACAGCCUGCUUACAGUUUAUUCAGCAUUUAUUUAUUACCCACAGUGGACCCGUGCUUCACAUCCUUGGAGCUGAGUGCAGGGCACUUUCACUGAACAGAAGACUAAUGUGACAGUACCCUGACCCCAUUGUCCACUGGAUGUGAAUUCUGUAUUGUGCUGGAUUUGUGUUCCAUGUUCACUGUUAACAUUUCAGAAAAGGGAGCAUCUUUAAGCAAAUAAUGAAAACAUACUUGCAGCUUGUUUAUGUUCAGUGUAGUAACAAAUACUGGCUUUAAUUACGGUAAUACAGCAAGCUGUGUCAUCUUUAUUUUCUGUCUGUAUUUUCUGAAAAGUGUUUAUUAACAGAUGGAAACCAUUGUAGUGCUGACGGAGUGAAUUGAGUACAUUAACAGAAAAUGAAUCAAUAACUAUUUUGAUAAUCUGUUAAUUGUUUGAGCAACAGUGACAGACAUUUGCUUCUUACAGCUUCUCCAAUGUGAGGAUUUGAUGUUUUUCUAUCAUUUUAAAAAAAUAUCUUGAUGGGCUAUUUUCAACAUUUUAUGGAAAAAUCAUAAUUGAUAAUGAAAACAGUUGCAGCAGUCCAGUCAGAAGGAUUGACAUAGAUAACAAAAGUCAAUAACACAGAGGGCAUCACUGAACUUUAAAUUCUAUUAUAUAUUAAGUAUUGAAUUGCAAGCAAGAUGCUCCAGUGAGCAUCCAGUGGACAUUGGCACUCAAGCUAGACUGUUGGUGGAUCAUCAUCAGGAACAACAACACAGUCUCAUCCAGUGGACACUGGGAGUUAGUGUGACUGUAACAGUGGAUGGGGGAGUAAGUGCUGUUCUGAAGACUUUUACCUCAGGAAAGCUCAAUGAUAAAGAAAACAAACAACAAAAAUUGAGGUGAUGUAGUGUGUUGUCCUUUUCUCCAGUUCUCUGUUCAAAAUUGCGCACAGGGUCAGAUAUUUUAAGUUUGUUUUCAUUUAGAGAACAAACUACACACUGUAUCAAAGUGUCAUGUUCAUAUUUUAGAUCUUUUUAUUCUGAUAAACCCAGGAAGCCAUUCAUUUUAUAGCUGCACAGUUUGUCAAAUGGAAAUAUUCUAGAUUUUUUUUCAUCAUUUUAUACACAUUUGCUCCCUGUUGUGUAUGAUGUCAGAAGAUGCCAUACCCAAUAAAAGGUUCCCUUAGA